AAUUGGACAUAGAAGAUACCAAUAAUAAUUCUCUAGUAGUUGCUGAAAGUAGUGAAGAAGCAUUUUAUGAUGAGAUGAUUAUUGAUGAAGAGAUGUUUGAUAACGAUGAAGAUAUGUUCGAUGAUGAUGAAAAUAUGUUUGAUUAUAAUGGAGAAAAUAUGAUUGAUUAUAAUGGAGAAAUGUUUGAUGAAGAAAUAGUUGAUAUAGAAAUAGUUGACCAAGAGGCAUUUGACGAAAUAAUAGAUGAUGAAGG
Messenger RNA from Dentiscutata erythropus, 253 nucleotides. The record is from the annotation of a GenBank genome assembly. Lineage: Eukaryota; Fungi; Glomeromycota; Glomeromycetes; Diversisporales; Gigasporaceae.